This is a messenger RNA of Anolis carolinensis (green anole), 1555 nucleotides long. RefSeq names its product transmembrane protein 176A (gene tmem176a). The record is from RefSeq and is a predicted model, not a curated record. The coding region runs from base 208 to 1101 and encodes 297 amino acids. The transcript has 7 exons. Gene Ontology annotation, cellular component: membrane. Lineage: Eukaryota; Metazoa; Chordata; Lepidosauria; Squamata; Anolidae.
UCUAAGAAGGAAGUGAAUCAGAGGGAAAUCCCCCCACCAGAUUAUGUCACAAUCCCUCCUCCUCCUCCUCCUCCUCCUCCUCCUCCUCGUCAGACCAAGGCCAGUUCCAGCCAAGCAGCUUGCCUUGUGCCUUCCUCCUCUUCCUCUUCCUCGGCCGAAGUCAUUGCAGGACCUUCUCCUUGUCCUCACAAGACCCCACCCGGCGCCAUGGGUUCCCCCAGCACGGUCAAGGCGGAGGAGGGGUCUGCCAUGGUGACCCUCGACGGCUGUGGCGACAGGAGCGGCCCCACCGCCAUCCACAUCCACAUCAACCAGGAGUCCUGCCUGACCUCCCUUUGGAAGGGCGUGCAAUUCAUCCGGCGCUCCUCGCCGCCCGCCCACAAGGAAGCCGGGGCGACCAAGACCACGUUGACCCCCAAGGAUGGACCCAGGGCCAGGGCCGGAUCGGACGGGGAGCAGAAAGUGCUGGGGGGGGCCCUGAUUCUCCUCGGCGCAUUCUGCGUGGCCCUGGGCGUUGAGAUCACGAGGGGCUACACCCGAGUGGUCAACAACUUCGGCUUCGUGCCCUACCGCGUCGUCCUGGAUGGAACCGCCUUCUGGACGGGGAGUGCGUUCAUUGUCGCUGGCAUCUUUUCUGUGGUGGGAGCCAGACGCGGGGGCUUCUGGGUCCACGUGGCCACCUUCUUCAACCUGGCCAGCAUGGUGACGGGCUCCGUGGGUUUCGUGCAAACCCUGAAUGAAAUCAUGCACUUCAGAUACUUCUAUAUAACUGACUAUAUCUGUCGGAGCCUGGAGAGGAAAUCUUAUGGAUGGCUAGAGGGGACGCCGAGCUACAUCCCUGACAGAAGCUGGCUGGAGAGAUGCGAGAUGUUUGUGGAGUCAUUCAUGAUGUUCAGCUUUGAAUUGCGGAUCAUGCUCCUCGUCCUUGCCGGUGUUGCUGUUCUGAUUUCCCUGUUCGGCCUGGGAUAUGGCCUCCGGCUCCUCUGGCGCCGCUUCUGGGCCAGGGUGGACAACUGUGACUACAACGCCGUUGUGCAGCAGGAAACACCCCCACCGUAUGGCAACGAGGAAGAUCCGGAGAGAGGGGGGGACGCUGCUUGAGCCACACCCCAUGUGCCCCCCUCCCCUCCCCUUUCUGUGCAAAUGCCUUAAUUAUAUCGAUGGCCCCUCUGGGCACACUAUGGUGGGGCACUGUGUAGUCGUGAGCACAUGCAAACCCAAUAUCUAAUGCAUCAAUUUCUUCCUAUUUAGCGGAAAAUCCCACGUGCACCUCCCCUCUCUCUGUGCAAAUACCUUAAUCAUAUUGCAAAUUAUGGGGGAACGCCAUGUAAUCAUAUAUGCAGUGUAUCAUUUUUUUUUUCAUAUUUAGCAGGAAACCCAGUAUUUUGCAUAGAACCAACAAGACAAUUUUGUAUGCGGAUGAAGAGAAAGCCCGAUGUGAUCAGUAUCGUCUUAAAACUUGUGCAAUUUUCAGCUGGCUGGCUUUUGGAGGGUGACCUUUCCUUCUGGCUUCAUUUUAUAGAAUGCUGAAUAAAAGCUGGGAGUGAAUUCCUUC